This is a messenger RNA of Hippoglossus stenolepis (Pacific halibut), 2700 nucleotides long. It is a transcript of the gene usp39, whose product is annotated as ubiquitin specific peptidase 39. Gene Ontology annotation, biological process: protein deubiquitination; spliceosomal complex assembly; mRNA processing. The record is from RefSeq and is a predicted model, not a curated record. Gene Ontology annotation, molecular function: zinc ion binding; cysteine-type deubiquitinase activity. Bases 950 to 2467 code for a protein of 505 amino acids. The transcript has 13 exons. NCBI's taxonomy places the organism in Eukaryota, Metazoa, Chordata, Actinopteri, Pleuronectiformes, Pleuronectidae.
UCUGAGAAAGACACAUGUCACCUUCUAACCUGGUUAAACACGAGCAGGUCAUGCUCUAGUGUUACAUUACAUAAUGAUAACUGUUUUAAAAACAAGCUGCUCUUCAAGUUAAACUGUUUCAUGUUGUUUUAACUUCAGAAUUUUAAACUAAACAUAACUUGGAUCAAUAGGCCUGUGCGACCUUUGCAUGCACUUUCACUUUUGACGUGUUUUAACAAUGAUGCAACUUAAACAUAUGAAUCUUUCUUCGCGAUCACAUCAACUUCUAUUUAAAAUCCGAUAAAAGUAGCUUCAGCUCCAGAUACUGUGGCUGGAUGCUGUGAGCUGGCUAGCAUGCUCUCUGCUAACACAAGCUAACAGCAGGUAAGGAAAUCACCUAGCAAUCUGGUUCCUCCGGAUAUGGUGCAGGAAGCCGUGGCUCAUGUCCAAGCGCCCCGCGCGUUUGUAUUUCAGCUCAUCCUCUUCGUCGUCUCUCAGAAUAUCCAUUUCAACCAGCAGCCCUGAGACGGGGACAGUAUUUAGGAGCUAAUGGCGCUAAUGUUUGCUUCAAGUCUCAAUCAGAGCACUGACAAAAAGCUACAUGCUAGCCAACGGUAAUUCGUUGGCCGACCGCAACACUCCCGGAGUUUGUAAAUCUAGCCUAACCAAAAACAUUGUUUUACAUUGAAUUUUACAAACGCAUCACAACAUUAAAACAUUGAAAUUGGUUCUAAUAAAAACGAAUACUACAUAUUUAACAUUAUACGAGUUGUCACGUUGGUUUUGGCCCCUGAGCAGCUCAAAGAUCGAUGUAGCUCUAAACUCCGGGAUAGUUAAUUUUGUUAUUUUCGAACGGCGACGCACAAACACCGCGAGCGUCGACGCACACGUUGUGCGACUCAUUCAUCUGACCCACUCAAAGUUGAGCCUUUCUCUGUUAGUUUGACUUUACAUUCGCAAGAUUACAGUGAUGAUGGUUUCUCUGAAACGAGAAAGAGAAGCUGAGGUGGACGACGACGACGAAGAAGACGACAGCGAUGACGGAGCGGCAGUUAAAAUAGGCCGAACACGUGUAGCAGAAGACCGGAGAAGUCGCCACUGCCCGUAUCUCGACACCAUAAACAGGAGCGUGUUGGACUUUGACUUUGAGAAGCUCUGCUCCAUCUCUCUGUCCCACAUCAACGUCUACGCCUGCCUCAUAUGUGGGAAAUACUUCCAGGGUAGAGGACUGAAGUCCCAUGCCUACACUCACAGCGUCCAGUUUACCCACCAUGUGUUCCUCAAUCUGCACACACUCAAGUUUUACUGUCUGCCAGACAACUAUGAGAUCAUUGACUCUUCACUGGAGGACAUCACUUAUGUGCUCAAGCCUACUUUCACCAAGCAGCACAUUUCAGGACUGGACAAGCAAGGAAAACUGUACCGAGCCUAUGAUGGUACGACGUACCUACCAGGCAUUGUUGGGCUCAACAACAUCAAAGCUAAUGACUAUGCCAACGUGGUGUUACAGGCUUUUUCCAACGUUCCACCUUUGCGAAACUACUUCCUGGAGGAGGAGAACUACAAAGGAAUCCGCAGGCCACCGGGGGACAUCAUGUUCCUCUUGGUGCAGAGGUUCGGGGAGCUGAUGCGCAAACUUUGGAAUCCGAGAAACUUCAAGGCCCACGUGUCUCCCCAUGAGAUGCUGCAGGCCGUGGUGCUGUGCAGCAAGAAGAACUUCCAAAUUACCAAGCAAGGAGAUGCUGUGGACUUUAUGACGUGGUUCUUGAAUGCUCUGCAUGGGGCUCUUGGAGGCACAAAGAAAAAGCCAUCAAUCAUUACGCAAGCAUUUCAAGGCUCCAUGAGGAUCUUCUCCAAGAAACUUCCACACCCAGAUUUACCACCCGAGGAGAAAGAGGCAUUACUUGUGACGGAGGAAUACCAGGAACAGAUGUCUGAGUCCACCUUCCUGUUUCUGACACUUGACCUCCCAACAGCUCCACUGUACAAGGAUGAGAAAGAGCAGCUUAUCAUCCCCCAGGUCCCCCUCUUCCACAUCUUGGGCAAGUUCACUGGCAGCACAGAGAAGGAAUACAAAACCUACAAAGAGAAUUUUCUCAAAAGGUUCCAGUUGACCAAACUUCCUCCGUACCUCAUUUUCUGCAUCAAAAGAUUCACCAAGAACAACUUCUUUGUGGAAAAGAACCCAACAAUUGUCAACUUCCCCAUCACGAAUGUAGACCUUCGUGAGUACUUGACAGAAGAAGCUCAAGUUACAGAGAAGUGCACAACUUAUGACCUCGUCGCCAACGUAGUGCAUGAUGGGAAACCCACUGAGGGAGCCUACAGAAUACAUGUUCUGCAUCAUGGAACUGGGAAGUGGUACGAGAUGCAGGACCUUCAGGUGAUCGACAUUCUCCCCCAGAUGAUCACGUUGUCGGAAGCCUACAUCCAGAUCUGGAAGAGACAAGAGUGUGCCGAUGACACAAACAACCACAAAGAGGCGUAAGCGAGCCAGGAUUUUCUUUUUCACUGUGAUUGGCCUGAAGUGAUGUCACCAUUAUGAGAUGAACUGGGUAUUUAAGUGAUUGAAUUUAACAAAAUAGAAAAAGAGUGGCAAGAGAGCAUCAAGACUUUGUGUUUAUAGUCACAAAAAAGCGAAUACAUGUAAAUGUUUCCAUGUUUUUUUCACUGUUUUAUCUUUUUACUAUGUGGAAGUUUCUAAAUAAACAAGCUCCAGAA